AUGGUGAAGAGCACCUUCCUCUCGUUUUUGAGUGUGGCAUGGAUUGCCGCACUCGCUCUAUCAGUAUCAGGCGCGUUUGCCGAGCCGCGCAUGGUGCGGCGCGGCAGGAUUUCGGUGCAACACGGCUUAAGCAAGCGUCUUAACUCCUCAGCGCAGGACGUGGAACGUGCUGGUGACAGGAUGGAGGCACGCGCCGACUCGAAGUUGCGCUUCAACUACGGCACUGACAAAGUGCGUGGCGUAGGUAUUGGUGGUUGGCUCGUUAUUGAGAACUUUAUCACGCCCUCCGUGUACGAGCGAACAGGCGACGACCGAGUCAUCGACGAGUGGUCAUUCGGCAAGUACGUGCCCCAUGACAAGGCCGUCAAGAUCCUGCGCGACCAUUAUGACAACUUCAUCAAGGAAAGCGACUUUGAGGAGAUUGCGUCGUUGGGCUUGAAUCAUGUCCGUAUCCCAUUCCCAUACUGGGGUAUUAAGACGUACGACGACGAUCCAUACAUCAAGCUGAACCAGUACGAUAAGCUUAAGGAGGCAGCGCAUUGGGCGGACAAGUACGGAUUGAAGGUGAUCAUUGAGCUUCACACUGUGCCUGGCCUUGCGAACCCGUAUGACCACGGUGGUCACACGGGUCAUAUGGACUGGCUCAAGUAUGAUGUCAACAAGGACCGCUGGCUCGAGAUCCUCGAUGAGCUGGCGUCGGAAUUUAGCCAAAGCAAGUACCCUGCUGUGACGGCCAUUUCGAUUGUGAAUGAGCCAAAUGGUGAUGUGAAUGAGAUUCUGGGUCAGUACAAGCGUGGUUACAACCGUGUGCGCAACAGCGAGAGUGAUGCCGAGCUGGUCGUUAUUAUUGGGGACGUGUUCUUGAAUGUCGCAGAGAACGACUACUGGCACACGCGCAUGCAGCCGCCCAAGUACCAGGGCGUCAUGACUGACACCCAUGUGUAUCGGAUCUUUGAUGCGGACUCUAUUUCCUUGUCGCAGCAAGACCGGUACAAGUACUACUGCUCGCUCAAGGGUGGUCUGGCGGCGAACAACCACCUGUGGGCACUCAUUGGCGAGUGGUCGCCGGUGUUUACGGACUGUGCGCCUGGUCUAAAUGGUCGCUUCAAGGGGGCACGCUAUGAUGGCUCGUUCCCAGACUCGACGUACCAUGGCAGUUGCGACGGCAAGUCGGGUAAUGCAAAGAACUUCUCAGACCACUACAAGCGCCUGCUGAGGAAGAACUGGGAUAUACAGACAGAUGCGUACGAGGCAGGUGCUGGCUGGAUCAUGUGGACUUGGCGCACGGAAAACCACAAUGCUGAUGACUGGAGCUACCGCCAGGGCGUGCGCCAUGGUUGGAUUCCUCGCGACCCGACGCAGCGCAAGUCAACUUGCUAA
Molecule: messenger RNA, 1380 nt
Organism: Malassezia globosa CBS 7966
Lineage: Eukaryota; Fungi; Basidiomycota; Malasseziomycetes; Malasseziales; Malasseziaceae
Exons: 1
Coding region: 1-1380 (459 amino acids)
Biological process (GO): glucan catabolic process
Cellular component (GO): cell surface; extracellular region
Molecular function (GO): beta-glucosidase activity
Source: RefSeq, a predicted model, not a curated record